Molecule: messenger RNA, 1868 nt
Organism: Silurus meridionalis
Lineage: Eukaryota; Metazoa; Chordata; Actinopteri; Siluriformes; Siluridae
Gene: mmadhca
Product: metabolism of cobalamin associated Da
Exons: 8
Coding region: 569-1480 (303 amino acids)
Biological process (GO): cobalamin metabolic process
Cellular component (GO): mitochondrion
Source: RefSeq, a predicted model, not a curated record
CACAUGAAUUAGGACGUGUAAAUGUAAGCGAUCUGCCAAGGGUUGUUGUGUGUGUGAUGAGUGAUCAUUGUUUAUUCUGUGUGAUUUGGAUCGAUCAUUCUUUAUUUAAAGAGGUCAUGCUUUACUGCGUCUGCAGUUUUAUAGGGACAGUUUAUUUAUUAAUUGGUUAAUUAAUGUGAAUUUUACUUACGCUGUAUUGUAAUUGAACACCAAGGAUCUCCAGAGGUACUUUACAGUAGUCCUGAUUCCCUCCCGUCUGAUUGCUCUUCUUUACUGUAUAAAUAUCUCUCAAGCUUUCAGGUAAAGAAACGAAAUUCAGACUUGAGAUGUGAAUAAAAACCUCCAAUGACUCCGGUUUGUUUAUCUAUCUAUAUUUUUAUUUGUUUAGCAUGCUGUGCUCUGAACCCUCCAAGGUCCAGUCUAGCCAGUCUGGUUCUUCUUCAUCUACACAAAUGUGUCAAAAAUGACUGAGAAAAGGUUAGGACACCUCUGCACACCUCAGCCAGUAGAAGCGUGUGGAACUAAUCUCCUGAUUUGGGUGUAACAGGAGCAGGACGCAGCCACCAGAAUGACGAGUGUGCUGUGCAGACGAGCUACCCGGUGGGCCAGAGCCACUCGGAACGUCAGGUCACUGAGAUUGUUCUCCACCGCUGGAUCUUCAGGAUCAGAUGAGCCUUAUGUAGUGGUUUCAUCUCGUCCUGCAGUAGGCCCCAGAACAGUGUGGCCUGAUGAAACCAUGGGUCCCUUCGGACCUCAGGAUAAACGCUUUCAGUUACCAGGUAACGUGGGGUUUGACUGUCACCUAGGCGGGACGGGAGAGGAGGAACAGAGGACAGCACCGACCCAGCGCAUGGUUCCUGACGUCCUCACAGCGCCAUCCAGCAGCGAGAGACAUGAGUUUGUACUGGCACAGUUCAUCACUGAAUACCAGACUGAAGAAUCAUCAGUAUGGCCUCAGAGAGUUGUAAAAGCAGAGGAAUAUUUCACUCACUGUGAUGUGGAGUGUUCUAUUCAUUCCUGUCCUGAACUGCUGAAACAGGAGUUAGAAUCUUUUUUUCCAGCUCUUCCUGUCAGUGGCAUCACUGUGGUGACAGUAAAGCAGAAAAGAAAUCCUACCGAGGCCGAACUGAACUCACAACAGCUGCUAGAUAACUUUAUUAACGGUGCCAAAGAGAUCUGUUUCCUGUUGUGGAGAGGAGGAUACUGGGCUGACUUCAUCGACCCCUCGUCUGGAAGAGCCUAUUUCGGCCCACUGUCACAUGAUCAGGUUCUCGAGGCGGAUCAGGGACGUCACUCCGGCUUCCACAUCGAGGACGUCGCUUCCUGCAGACUCACCGUCCACAUCCUGAGGGACACGCACACCUUCGCCGGGACGCUGAUCACCAACGCGCCGUCCGGCAGCCUCAUCAUGCGGCGGCUCAGAGGACACGCACCCGACCGAGACGCCACACACGCACCCUCGCGGCGUGAUGGACGCUAACGCUAACGCAGGUCUGCUGCUGCUGCUGCCUUAUUACUGGAGUUUUAAUUGGAACCUUUAUUUAUUUACAUCCUGAUAUUUAUGUGACACGUGGCAGCUCUGAUUCAGGGGUCACGUCACUGAAGUACGUGAACAGACAGCAUUAUUUAUAUGCUGGAACUGAGAAUCUGAUGUCAGCAGGGUGGGGGUGAGGGGGGAAGUGAGACGCUGAGCGAAUGCUGAAUUAAAUGAAACAGAAUGCAGAUUUUUUCUUGAGAGAAAUCAGAAGGAUAAAUAAGGAAUUGUUCUAUAAAGAAGUUUAAUUCACACUGAGGAACUGUACAGGUCACACUGGUGCUCCUACGAUUUACUCGAGACACGUUCUUCAAUAAAACACACACAGACUCUC